AUGUAUAAAUGUAGGAAUAUAGCUAUCUCAGUCUGUUCCUAUCUAUCUAUCUAUCUAUCUAUCUAUCUAUCUCUACCUCGUAAUUUUCAUGACUAUCUAUCUAUUUCAAUCUAUUUCUCUGUCUCUCUCUUUCACUCUAUCUAUUUAUGUCAAUUUGUUCCUAUCUAUCUAUCUAUCUAUCUAUCUAUCUAUCUAUCUAUCUAUCUAUCUAUCUAUCUAUCUCAGGCUGUUCCUAUAUAUCUCAGGCUGUUCUUAUCUAUCUAUUUAUCUAUCUCAGGCUGUUCCUAUCUAUCUAUCUAUCUAUCUAUCUAUCUAUCUAUCUCAGGCUGUUCCUAUCUAUCUAUCUAUCUAUCUAUCUAUCUAUCUAUCUAUCUAUCUAUCUAUCUAUCUUCCGAUCAGUAUUUAUCUGUCUCUCUCUCUAUAUAUAUACUUCGUAAUUUUCAUGACUAUCUAUCUAUCUAUCUAUCUAUCUCCUGUCUCUACUUCUUUUCAUUUGCUUUCUUUCUUUUUUCUAGACAGUUUUUUUUUGUAUACUCUUCAUCUUUCUUUCCAUUCAAUUUCUUUAAUUUUUUUCUUUAUAUGGAUUUUUUCUCUCUUCUCUCAAUUUAUAUUCGGUUUGCUUCUUUACUCAUUUUAUUUUCAUUCCACUCAAUUUUUUCUUUCUUUUCAUUCUUCGCCUGUUUUCCUUCCCUCCUUCCUUCGUUCAUCUUUUAUUUAUCUUGUCUUUCCAUCUCUGUUUCUCCCUUUGAAAUUCUUCUUCUUCUUCUUCUUUUUCUUCUUCUUCUUCUUCUUCUUCACUUCCUCCUUCUCCUUCUUCUUCACUUCUUUCUCCUCCUCUUCCUCCUCCUCUUCCUUCUUCUUCUUCACUUCUUCCUCCUCCCCUUCCUCCUCCCCUUAAAACCUCCUCCUCCUUCUUCUUCACUUCCUCCUCCUCCUUCUACCUCCUCCUCCUUCUUCUUAUUCACUUUUCCUCCUCCCCUUCCUCCUCCUCCUCCUUUUUAUUUCACUUAUUGCUUUUUGUCUCUUUCUUGUAAUCUUUCUUUAGCUGAUUUUUUACCGAGUUAUUUUCCUUCCUUCCUUCUCGUCAUCCCUUCCUUCAUUCCUUCCUUCCAUCUUUCUUUCUUUUUUAUUUGUUUCGUUGAUUUUCUUUUCUUAGACCUCAUUCUUUUUCUUCCUUCCUUCCUUUAUUCGUCCACACAUUUCUUCUUCUUUCAUUUCAAACUUCUUCUUCGUCUAUUUAUUGCCUGUUUCCUUCAUUUAUUUUUUAUUCAUUUUCCUUCUUUAUUCUUCUUUCAUACGUCAUUAUUUCCUUUCCUUUUUUUUCUUUUCUCACUUGAUUGCUUUCUUUCUUCCUUUCAUCCUUUUUUUCUUUUUAUAUUUUGUUUUCUUGUUUCCUUCAUUUUUCCUUCAGCUCCCAAUCAUUUCCUUCUUUUAUUUCACUAUUCGUUCUUUUUCCUCCCUUUACAUGAUAUUUUUUCCUUUGGUUCCUCUUCUUAUUUGAAACCACAUUCUGUUUCCCAAACAGAAGUUUCAUUCCCACCGAUUUAUCUAACGACGUUCUUUUCGAUUGAAAUCUAA
This is a messenger RNA of Acanthosepion pharaonis, 1578 nucleotides long. Lineage: Eukaryota; Metazoa; Mollusca; Cephalopoda; Sepiida; Sepiidae. The record is from the annotation of a GenBank genome assembly.